Molecule: messenger RNA, 1164 nt
Organism: Scutellospora calospora
Lineage: Eukaryota; Fungi; Glomeromycota; Glomeromycetes; Diversisporales; Gigasporaceae
Source: the annotation of a GenBank genome assembly
AUGUCUGCAUCAACUUUAUUAGAAAUUGGUAAUAACUUAAUACAAUCACCAUCGGUCACAACAGAAAUCAAUAAUCCAACUAAGAACCGUGGAAACUAUGUAAAAUCGGCCUGUCGACCAUGUGCAAAGUUAAAAAUUAAAUGUACUGGUGAAAAGCCUUGUGAUAGAUGUACUAAACAAAAGAUAGUUUGCAUAUACGAGGAACCUAAAAAACGUGGUCCUAAGGAGGGACAACCAGUUCGUCGUUCACGAUCUACUAGUUGUGAUAAUCGACAUAGACGACAAGAUGAUUCACGGUCAUCGCCUAUUCGUCGUUCACGUUCCUCCAGUUGUAAUCGAAGACAUGAAGACACUAGUGCGGUCGACAACUUGACAUUCAUGCCCCAAACGUUUUACCAGAAUCAACAACAUCUCGAUGCAUCUCCAGAAAAUAAUUUACAAACUAGUUAUUUUGAACCUUUUAAGGAAACUAGAGUAACUACAGGUUUCGAACAAGAUAAUAAUAAUGCACUUGAUAUUCAUUUUCCAAACGCAUUAUAUUCCCCAAAUAAUAAUCAACAUCUCAGUGCAUCUCCAGAAAAUAAUUUACAACCUAAUUAUUUUGAACCUUUUGAGGAAACGAUAGUAACUACAGAUUUCGAACAAGAUAACAAUAAUAUAUUUGACAUUCAUUUUCAAAACGCAUUAUAUUCUCCAAAUAAUAGACAACGUCUCGGUGCAUCUCCAGAAAAUAAUUUAUCAACUAAUCAUUUUGAAACUUUUAAGGAAACUGGAUUAACUACAGAUUUCGAACAAGAUAACAAUAAUGCACUUGACAUUCAUGUUCCAAACGCAUUACAUUCUCCAAAUAAUAAUCAACAUCUCGGUGCACCUCCAGAAAAUAAUAUACAAACUAAUUAUUUUGAACCUAGAGUAACUACAGAAUUCCAACAAGGAAGCCAACAAUCCGAUAACGACGGAUUCAAUUACUUGGAUACCGAUACAGUGACCAAUCAAUUAAUACCAUCAAACCCUCCGAUCAUGAUAACAAUUGUUCUUACAUUUUCAGGGCAAAGACCCUAUAACGAUAAUCCUCAACCUAUACAAAUUCAGCAAGAUAGUCAUUGCCAAUAUGAAUAUCAUGAAACGCAAAAUGACAUUAUGGUUAAUCAAGCAAAUUCAUAA